This is a messenger RNA of Microdochium trichocladiopsis, 1416 nucleotides long. RefSeq lists its product as uncharacterized. The record is from RefSeq and is a predicted model, not a curated record. The transcript has a single exon. NCBI's taxonomy places the organism in Eukaryota, Fungi, Ascomycota, Sordariomycetes, Xylariales, Microdochiaceae. Bases 1 to 1416 code for a protein of 471 amino acids.
AUGCCUACAUGCAGUUGCGUCUGCGGUUCGGCCUCUGAGCCAGACGACGAGUCACUGGCAGCACUACUCGCGCAGUAUGCUUUCAUACAAGAAAGACUUGCCGAACAGGCAUCAUCAGCUUCGUCCUCGCAGCCCUUUAUGACGCCAGAUUCAUCCCCUCGACGAUCUUGCGGCCAGGAUCAUACGCGGGCAGACGAAUUGAGCGUGUCAAACGAAGGCGGCAUCGUGUCUCCUGGUGCAAGCAUACGCCCCGGUCUUCCCACCGCCAACGGCCCAGGCCUCGAGGAGGACGACAACAAUUCAUGGUUCGAACCUCCCCAGCUGGGUUUUGCCGCCGAGCAGUUAACCGUUGACCAGAUCGUCGACGACCUGGGUGGACGGGUCCAUGAGGAACUUGAGCGGCUCAGCAGCCAGCCACAAGAUCUGGAGGACCCCUUUGUGGACUUCUCCUGCGCCCAGAGCACGCUCAUCCACAUCAUGGAAGACCUCGCGCAGCAAGAUCUUGCGAGCGACUCAGCCGGCGAGAAGUCAAACUCCAAUAUGGACGUUCCAGAUCACACCGCAGACUUCGACCAGCUCGCCGAUAACCUCGCGCACAGCAUGCGAUCCAGUACUUCGCAUCACCCCGAAGCGCAUGAAGAAAGUGGGAUACUACCAGCUGACGGCAUCGCCCGUUGUUCACCUCCGUCCAGCGCCACUCAACACGACAUCUUGACAUCCGUCACCAAUAUCGCCAUGAAUGCCGAUGAUCUCGUCGACUUCGCCAUCGACACAGACGCCCGCCUGACCGACCUACACGAGACGAUCACGGCGCAUCGGGACGAACAGCACGACACCACUGAUGAGCUGAGCCGGCGACUGCAGGAGAUUGCUGACGACACGUACGAUCGUCUCGCUGCGGUUUGUGAGGACCUUGUGGUGCUGGAGGCGAGGGUUGCUGAAGUGGAGGAUGUAGGAAGGCACUUGGAGAGGGUCAAGGAGCAACUGCGGGAGAGGCAGGUCGCCACGAUGGAGCGACGCGAUGAUGCGGUGCUCGGGCUGUGUCGCGACGGGGAGGCGGAGAUUGAACAGGGUCGCAGUGGUGAUGCUGGGCUAUUUGCUCCUCCAACAGACGAGCACAACGGCAGGACCGUUGAUGACUGGAAACUCAUCAGCGACGAGGACCAGGACAUCUUGGACAAGCAGCACCGGCAGCUUUAUCUUCUGCAGUGCGACGCAGCACAUCCACAGAGUCCUGGGAAGCCGGACGAGAAACCCCAAGUCUCAUCGACCGCAGCUGAAGAGAAGCAGCAGGAGCGAAUCGAGGCAGAGGAAGAGCCCAACACGAAGCGGCGGCACUUGCAGCAACCUGCCCAGGAACAUCAACAACGAGGGAACAGCUGGGGUAUGUCCAUGCACAGCUCGAUGCGUAUCUGA